Messenger RNA from Prosopis cineraria, 1014 nucleotides. RefSeq lists its product as uncharacterized. NCBI's taxonomy places the organism in Eukaryota, Viridiplantae, Streptophyta, Magnoliopsida, Fabales, Fabaceae. The transcript has a single exon. The record is from RefSeq and is a predicted model, not a curated record. Bases 50 to 586 code for a protein of 178 amino acids.
UGACUUAACUCUCUCUCUCUCUUCUCUCUUGCUCUGUGUUCCAGCAGGCAUGAAGAACACCAUAAGGUGUUGCAUCUCUUGCAUUCUUCCCUGUGGAGCACUGGAUGUGAUCCGCAUAGUCCACUCCAAUGGCCGCGUCGAAGAAAUCAGCGGCUCCAUCAAGGCCGCCGACGUCAUGAAGGCCUACCCCAACCACGUCCUCAAGAAACCAUGCUCCCCUUCCUCCGCCAACGAUGACGGCGUCGUCCCCAACAUCGUCAUCGUUCCUCCCGACGCAGACCUCCUACGCGGCAAGAUUUACUUCCUCACGCCGGAGGAGAAGACCCGGCCCAAAUCUUCGGCGGCGACGAAAACUAAGAGGAAGAAGAAGGAGCAGAGCGAGAGGACGUUGACCAACAGAGAUAGAGAUAGCGAUAGCAGCAACGCCGCCAUUUCCAUGGCUUAUCUGCAGAGUCUCUCCUCCGAUAGGUACUUGACGGAUAUACUCUCCGAGAAGCUCUCGACUCAGAAAGAUAGAAGACGAGGCCGCGUCGCCGUGUGGAGACCUCACCUGGAGAGCAUUUCGGAGUCUCCGAGUGAUCUGUAAACGGUGCUUCUUGAUUGGUUCCGAAAUCUUAUAUAUGGUUUCAAAGGAGCCUGCUUCAUCUUUUUUUUCCAUAUAUAUUACAGGGUUUAUAAUUUUCAACCAAUUUUUUGAACUUUCAAAGAAAGAUGAUGAAUUCCUUUUACCCUUGCUUCGUCUUCUUCCUCUGCCACUGCUUCUUCUCUGUACAUAGGCUUAUAGAUGGAGGAACGUGGUUGACAAAUGUAAUAAGGGUUAUGAUGUUAUGGAUUUUGAAACCGGGCUGCUGAAGAGCUAGAGGUAGAGAUAAUUCUGGAAUCAAAUUAGCGCAUAAAACGGGUCGGUUUCGAUUCCAGAAAUGAUUUUGAUCUUUUAUAAUCUUUUGAGUGGUCAUUGUUCACUUAGUGGGACAUAUGAUACAGAUCAAAUCAUGGGUUACUGUAAAAUUGUAU